AAACUGCUGCUUGAGAACUUGCCUGGUCCUGCCUGGGCGUCACCAAGCCGACCCCCCACCCCCUUACCCCACCCUCCAUCACCGGUCGCGGGAAACUCAAACUGGCCACAGGGCCAAGAGCUGCAUCCCAAAUACGCCAGCCUUAACUGCCCAGACCCUCACUGACCCAUAGACCAUCCCAACCCAGCUGACCACUGGAGCCCCAGGCCUACCCAGAUGAACCCUGCUGGGCAGGAGCUUGCCAGAGGCCUCCUGUUUCGAGGAGUCGCUCCAGGUGACAUGCUCCCCAGUGGUUCCCCCAGCCCCAGCCUGCUGACUCACACCCACGCCCAGAGCCUCAUCCCAACCAACUCUGCUUCACUGGCCAGACUGGUUUGCCUGGCCCAGCCCUACCCAGCACCCCCCCCCCCCCAAUCCACCCUGCCCUUGCCCAGAAACCUCAGGAGCAGACUGAGAGCACCUGUCUGGCUGGAGCAGAGUUGGAGAGAGGCUUUGCUGAAGGACUUGGAAAGUGGCAGGGGCAUUGUUGGGGGGCGGUGAGGGCAGCAGUCAGGACUAUGGGGGGGGUGCCCUUUUUGGGACUUCCACGUGCCUGGGCCUGGGGUUUUGCUUCCAGACACAGGGGUAGAUAUGUCUGUUGGUUCUUGAUGAUGCCAGGCUAAGGUGUAUUUGCUGUUGGAAGACGAUGCUCAUUAAAACUGCUGCAUGUGCUGGCCUCGGAACCCGAGAGAUAGCCAACAGCUGCAUAGGAAGGCCAGCGGUCCAGGCAAAGAGUCCUUUUCGGAGAACACCAAGGCCCCUGCAGCGCCAACCAGAGAGGACAAAGCUGCCAUUGUCAUCCAGUGUGCCUUACGGCGAUAUCUGGCGCGAAAGGAGAUGGCCCGUCGUUGGCAGGAGCGCCAGGAGUACCUGGAUGAGAUGGAGAAGCUGCAGAGAGCGGCCUACCUGGCCUUGGUGCGCCAGGAGCAGGAGGCAGCGCGGAAGCAGCGCGAGAAGGAGGAAGCGGAGGAGCGCGCACGGCGGGAGGAGCUGCAGCGCCGCCGUCGCCUGCUAGAGGCCGCCUUCGAAGGGGACCUGGGCGAGAUCCGCCAGGUGCUCAAGGAGGUGGAGCAGCUGAUGACCAGGGAAGGCGUGGGCUACGACGAGGACGGCAAGGCUCGGCGGCUGCAGAGGCGCGUGGCCACUGUGGAGUGCGAGGACAGCCACGGGAACACGCCUCUAUCCGAGGCGGCGGCGGGCGGGCAGGUCCCGGCCAUCCAGUUGCUGGCGGAGCUGGGUGCUAACCCCAACAGCAAGGUGGGAGUGGUGCGCACGGCGGACCUGGUGGCCUGGUCCCCGCACGUGCUCAGGGAGCCCCUUCUGCAGGGCGCCUUCGGCCGCACGCCACUCUACCGGGCAGCUUUUGGGGGCCACCUGGAAGCCGUGGAGGUGCUUCUGAAGAACGGAGCAGACCCCCGGGUGUACGCGGAUGACGGGAGCACUCCGGAGCAGGUGGCCUCACUGGCCGCGGUGGUCAGCGUGCUGCAGUCAUGGGACCUGAGCCUCACAGAGGCUAUGCUCCAAAACAUGGAGGCAGAGCAGCAACGCCGUGCUCAGGAGGCCCAAAGGCACAAGGAGAAGGAGGCCAAGCGCAUCACUGUCAAGGUGCAGCAGCUGGCUAAGGAGCAGCAGAAGUGUCAAAAGGAGCUCCAGCAGGCCUACUGUGAGCUCAAUCGGAGGAUCAUGGAGCACGACAAGUGUGAGCGGAAGGGCCUGGGCAAGACCGAACUCACACUAGAGGCCAUCAGGGAUGCAGAGACCCAAGUGGACAAGUUGCGGCUAGAGGCGCAGAAGGCUGAGGAGACACUGGCCAUGGCCAGGCUGGAGCUUCGGGAACAGACCCUGGAGGACGAGGAGGUGACAGAACCUGGGUUGAAGUGCCGGAUCGCAGAACUUCAUGACGUGCUGAUGAAGGAUGUAGGCGACCGCAUCCGUGCUGAUGGACGGUGGCCUCUUGUCAUUGACCCUUCUGGACAGGCAGCCACUUUCUUGAGAUACCAGGACACCAACUAUAUGGACACCUUAAAUCCGGAGCACUUGAAACCAGAGAGGAUUCGGCUGGCCCUCCUGGGGGCACUCAGGUACGGGAAGCCACUGGUGUUUGACCUGCGUGAGGUGAACCUGUUCGCAGUGGUACAGCAACAGCUGGAGGAAGUGCAGCCUGGCCUGGCAGAGGCUUUGUUGAAUCGUGGGCUGCUGGCAAAGGAAGGCUAUCUGUCACUGCUUCGGCCAACAGAUGGACCCGAGUACGACCCCUCCCAGUUCCAAGAGGCUCGCCUAGAGAACUUCCGCCUCUUCUUUGUCACCAAAGUUCAGUGGCCACCAGCUGACCAGUUGCAAAUCCUGCUCCCAGUGCGUGUACAGCUGCAAAGUGGAGGAUUCUAGCCAUACCCCAAUAAAGCAUGUGGCCAAGGCA
Rattus norvegicus (Norway rat) is the source of this 2455-nucleotide messenger RNA. The record is from RefSeq and is a predicted model, not a curated record. NCBI's taxonomy places the organism in Eukaryota, Metazoa, Chordata, Mammalia, Rodentia, Muridae.